AUGAGGUUCCUUUUGUGCAAACUUGGAGACCCGAACGCGCUGCAGGAUGUGGAGCUGGCUGGGGACGUGGCUGAGUUUCCCAUCCGCCGUGUGAGCCAGAGAGACUCAGGGAACUACAGCUGCCGAUAUAGCAUCAAUUUGAACCAACCCAUCUGGUCAGAGCCCAGCAACCCCGUGGAGCUGGUGGUAGCAGAGCUCCCUGAGACCAAACCCUCCAUCUCCGUCAGCCCCAGCGGGGUGAUCGCCCCGGGGGCAGCCGUCACCAUCCGCUGUCAGUGUCAGUGCGAGGCCAGGAGGUUAUUUCUGUAUAAAGGUGGAAUCGAAAUCCGGGAGCUGGAUGCUGCUGGGGACGGGGGUGAAUUCACCAUCCCCAGCGCCAGACUGGAAGACGGAGGGGUCUACAGCUGCCGAUCUCGCUCCAGAUCGGAGCCACCCAAGUGGUCGUAUCCCAGUGAGAUGGUGCGGAUCAUUGUAGUAGAGCUCAGCUACCCCAAACCCUCCAUCUCCCUGCGCCCCAGCUGGGGUGUUGCCCUGGGAGGAGCCGUGACCGUCCGGUGUCGGGGUCUGUACCAGAAUGUGAGGUUCCUUCUGUACAAAGAUGGGAACCCAAACGUGAUGCAGGACAUGGAGCCUGCUGGGGACCUGGCUGAGUUUCCCAUUCGCAACGUGAGCCGGAGAGACGGAGGGCACUACAGCUGCUAUUAUUGCUCCAAAUUGUACCCAUUCAUCUGGUCGCAUCCCAGCGACCCCGUGGAGCUGGUGGUAGCAGAGCCCAAACCCAACAUCACCCUGUACCCCAGUGGGCAGGUCGCCCCGGGGGGAGCCGUGACCAUCUGGUGUGAGUGUUGGUGUCGGGGAGCGAGGUUCCUUCUGAGUAAAGCUGGAGACCCGGACGCGCGGCGUGUGAUGGACCCCAUGGGGGACGUGGCUGCGUUUCCCAUCCGCAUUGUGAGCCAGGGAGACGCAGGGAAUUACAGCUGCCAAUACAGCACCAAGUGGGACCCACCCAUCUGGUCGGAGCCCAGCGACCCUGUGGAGCUGGUGGUAGCAGGGGCAACAGACACGAGUGAGCCGGGAAUGACGCUGGCUCCCCCCCACCCAGGCAAUGCGGGGCCAGGUACCAGGGCUGAGGGCAGGAAGUCGACAUCAACCCCCCACAAACGAGAUUACACUCGGGGCAACAUCGUCCGCCUGGCCCUGGGUGCCGGGGUCCUGCUGGCCCUGGCGCUGAUGCUGGCCGAGGCUGCCCACAGAUGGAGGAGGGGCGGACACUAGGUGAGGUGACCCCCUUUCAAAAGCCUCCUCCCUACUCCAGCCUGGCUGCCCCAGCGUGGGGGAAGGGCAGUGGGGGUCACCGUCAUCCUGCGCUCAUGACGCUGCGUCAUCAGGAUGGAGCCGGAAGGACCAGUGCAGCCGAACACGUCUGAGCCGGCCCUGCUGACUGGCCCCCAGGGCGUCUGGACAGGCCCAGCUUAGCGUGGGGCUGGGGAGGGGCUGUGCCAGGGGCUCUGUCUGGGGGUGGCAGAAAUAGCUAAUGGCAGCGGG
Molecule: messenger RNA, 1545 nt
Organism: Trachemys scripta elegans
Lineage: Eukaryota; Metazoa; Chordata; Testudines; Emydidae
Product: leukocyte immunoglobulin-like receptor subfamily A member 5
Exons: 6
Coding region: 1-1275 (424 amino acids)
Source: RefSeq, a predicted model, not a curated record